AUGGCCGCUGCAGGGUCCCGCCCGCUCCAGUUCGCCGACGGCGCCGUAUUCCCCGCCUUCCGGCCAGUCCACGCCACCGGGCCCUUUCCGCCACCCCCAGGCACCGGGGCUGGCCUGCUCCCCGCGGGCCCGCACUCCGAGCGCCGCGCCCACGCGCCCCACGCCGGCUUUCUCUCCCGGGACCCUGUGCCGGCCGCGCCGCCACCAGCCAGCCUGGGCUCGCCGGCGCCGCCUAAAGGCGCGUCGGGCGCGUCGGCGUCGCAGCGCCGCAAGCGCACCUCGUUCAGCCCCGAGCAGCUGCGGCUGCUAGAAUUGGUCUUCCGCCAGACCAUGUACCCCGACAUCCACCUGCGCGAACGCCUGGCCGCACUCACCUUGCUCCCCGAGUCCAGAAUCCAGGUGAGCUGCCCUCCGCGUUCGCAGGUGUGGUUCCAGAACAGGCGUGCCAAGUCCCGGCGACAGAGCGGGAAAUCCUUCCAAGCCUGCAGCAGGCCGGAGCUUUUCCCCAACCCCUGUGCUCCUGCAGCACCCGCGGUGAAAUGUUUGAAGCCCCAGCUGCCUCCGGAGAGCGCCCUGAACUGCUUGCCAGAUCCCAGCGGAACUGGAGGGGGCGUGCCUGACUCUAACCUCCAAGGCCAGCAUUUUGAAACCUAUUCCCCUCUCUCUGAAAACACGGGAUCAAAGCUGGACUCAUGGGAGGAACACGUCCUUUCGGCCUUCGGCAACUUCUGA
This is a messenger RNA of Ochotona curzoniae (black-lipped pika), 732 nucleotides long. It is a transcript of the gene MIXL1, whose product is annotated as Mix paired-like homeobox. Bases 1 to 732 code for a protein of 243 amino acids. Gene Ontology annotation, biological process: endoderm development; endoderm formation; regulation of transcription by RNA polymerase II. Lineage: Eukaryota; Metazoa; Chordata; Mammalia; Lagomorpha; Ochotonidae. The record is from RefSeq and is a predicted model, not a curated record. The transcript has 2 exons. Gene Ontology annotation, molecular function: RNA polymerase II cis-regulatory region sequence-specific DNA binding; DNA-binding transcription activator activity, RNA polymerase II-specific.